This is a messenger RNA of Lodderomyces margitis, 1134 nucleotides long. It is a transcript of the gene ARO2, whose product is annotated as bifunctional chorismate synthase/riboflavin reductase [NAD(P)H]. The record is from RefSeq and is a predicted model, not a curated record. Gene Ontology annotation, biological process: aromatic amino acid biosynthetic process; chorismate biosynthetic process. The transcript has a single exon. Lineage: Eukaryota; Fungi; Ascomycota; Pichiomycetes; Serinales; Debaryomycetaceae. Gene Ontology annotation, molecular function: FMN binding; chorismate synthase activity. Gene Ontology annotation, cellular component: cytosol. Bases 1 to 1134 code for a protein of 377 amino acids.
AUGUCUUCAUUUGGAACAUUAUUCAAGGUCACAACCUACGGAGAAUCGCACUGUAAAUCAGUGGGGUGUAUAGUUGAUGGGUGUCCACCCGGUUUGAAAUUGACUGAAGAUGACAUUCAACCUCAGUUAACCAGAAGAAGACCAGGACAAAGCAAAUUGUCCACUCCAAGAAACGAGGCCGAUGCCGUGGAGAUACAAAGUGGGACAGAAAAGGGUGUCACUUUAGGUAGCCCCAUUGGUAUGAUUGUCCGUAAUAAAGAUCAUCGUCCUGGUGACUACAGUGAAACCGAUUUAUACCCAAGACCAAGUCAUGCUGAUUACACAUAUAUACAGAAAUAUGGAUUGAAAUCUGGAUCAGGUGGAGGAAGAUCAUCAGCUAGGGAAACUAUCGGAAGAGUAGCAGCUGGUGCCAUUGCUGAAAAGAUUUUACACGAAGUAAACAAUGUUGAAAUUGUGGCAUUUGUUUCGUCAAUUGGUGAAGUUGGUAUGGAUAGAAAUGCUCAAGACCCAACUUUCCAAAAUAUCUUAAACACAAUCACCAGGGAACAGGUUGACAAUGUUGGACCAGUAAGGUGCCCUGACGACGGAGUACGAGACGAAAUGGUCAAAGUUAUCGAAAAGUACCGUGAUGCCAAAGAUUCCAUUGGUGGUGUUGUCACUUGUGUCAUUCGCAAUUGUCCAAUUGGAUUGGGUGAACCAUGCUUUGACAAAUUAGAAGCCAAAUUGGCCCACGCAAUGUUGAGUUUACCAGCUACAAAAGGGUUUGAAAUUGGAUCAGGGUUCUUGGGUACACAAAUCCCCGGAUCAAAGCAUAAUGAUCCAUUCAUUCACGAUGAAAAAAAUAAUCGGUUAAGAACUAAAACUAACAACUCUGGUGGUAUCCAAGGUGGUAUUUCCAAUGGUGAAAAUAUUUAUUUCUCAGUAGCUUUCAAAUCAGCAGCUACAAUCAGUCAAGAACAGGAAACAGCUACAUAUGAUGGUAAGUCCGGUGUUUUGGCUGCUAGAGGAAGACACGAUCCAAGUGUCACUCCAAGAGCAGUUCCUAUUGUUGAAGCUAUGACUGCUCUAGUAUUGUGUGACGAAUUCAUGAUCCAACAGGCAAGAAGCGCAACUGCUGGAUUGUUGACUAAGUAG